Trematosphaeria pertusa is the source of this 3384-nucleotide messenger RNA. RefSeq lists its product as uncharacterized. The transcript has 2 exons. The coding region runs from base 1 to 3384 and encodes 1127 amino acids. NCBI's taxonomy places the organism in Eukaryota, Fungi, Ascomycota, Dothideomycetes, Pleosporales, Trematosphaeriaceae. The record is from RefSeq and is a predicted model, not a curated record.
AUGGCGGACGGCCAGCUUCCAGACAAGCGGAGCAAAUACCAAGUGGCUCCUGUUGCUGGCGGAAAGCGCAAGCGCCGCGCCAAGGACAGAUCGAAAGACGGAGAGCGAAAGCGCCUCAAGGACCGACAUGUGAACAGCAAGGUGCCGAAGGGUGACUCUGCUGCAGCUGUCCCGACGAACGCCUUAGGUUCGCAAUCCCCCACCGCUACCGCCAAUUCCUCCGGCGUCUCUCCUGCCUCUAGCGCACUGGUUGCAGAAGAAAUCCAGUACGAUGACGGCACGAACAACUCUCUCAAUGCCCCCGGGAAUGACAUCUUGAACCAGUACUUGGAGGCACAAGAGGAUGACGAUGCAGGGAACGGCGACGACGCUGCGGCCAACAUCGACCCGGAGUUGCUCCAGGGGCUCCAGAAUACUCUUAGUGGCGCCCUAGCUGAACUGGAGGGUGAGAGUGACUCGGAUGAUGAUCUGGAUAAGUUGUUCUCGGGCGACGACUCUGAGUCGCAGGCAGCUCCUGUCGUUGCUCUCCAGACGGAAGUCACUACGAAGUCAGCUACGCGCCCCGCCGAGCAGCAACCCGCAGUACCAACCGCGAAUGAGCCAGUCUCCGUUGAACUCGGACAGCCCGACGAGCCAGAGUCACCUGAGGAGACAACAGAGAGCCAUGAGACGGAUGAGGAAGCUGCUGGCUCUCAGUACCAGGCCCAAGAGGAAGCCGCACAGGAGCAGAAACGGUAUGGUAAGGGUGCCGGUCCGAAUGGUGAGGACGUAUGGAGAUACGUCGAACCCGUACCCGGUACUAAGGGGCCGACGAUGGGAAUCCCUGAGAGGAAGGUGCCGUAUGAGGUGUACCAACCGGAAUCCAACGACAAGGAGAAUGGCAUCAUUGCCUUCCGAUCAGAUCCACCGGACGACGACACCACCAUCGCCUGGAGCGAAGUGAUCAAGGCAGGAGACCGUAAGCGUACGAUGGAUGGGAACCCCUCGCGCCGCAAGGAAAUGCACUCCGGCGUCCGCAUGCAGGAAGCAGAGGAGCGGUGGAGUGGCUUCUCCAAGAUGCUGAAGUGGCGAAGCGAGAAUCGGAAAGACACAAAGGACAAGCAAUGGGUUGUUUUCAUGGGCAUACCCUGCAACACCGCGGCAGAGUACAGCCGGUUGGCAGCGAAGCUGGAAUCGACCGAAGCUGCCAUGUUCUUCAAAAAGAUCGGCACCGCGGCACAUGUCAUCUUGGAGGUCGGUAUUCCUUCCGCCCUCCCCGUGGCGCACGGAAAGAUGAGGCAGUACAUCGAAGCUGUCCGCUACCUGAUGACCAAGUAUCCUGAGAAAUUCACUGUGGUUCUCUCCGACUACAACAUCCUCAACGCAGACCCGGCCGACUUCUACGAGGAUUUCGAUGUGGAUAAACACUUCGACGCUAAGUUCAGGGACGCUGAUGACUUCCUGAGACUCUACCAGAAGAGCAUGGAGGACCUCAGCGACCAAGCCGAACACGCCGACGAAGCUCGGCGCAACGCUCAUUGGAGCGCCAAGGGUGAGCGGCUGCCGCGCGAUUGGCGUGGUAUCCUGGAAGAGCAAAUGAGGUUGUACGGGGAGUACAAGGAGAAGUACAAGGAGGGCCAGCGACAGACACACAAGGGCAAGUGCGAGAGGAUUCAAGAGGAGAUUGAAUUCUGCAAAGAGUUCGUCCGCGAGGUCCAGCGCUCCCACGUCGGAAGGCAAUUUCCUGCUGAGAUACUUGCCCUUUUGCCAGACUCUUUUGUCACAGAGACAAAGAGCCAAGAGGUCGAACCAGUUCCACAGACGCCGGAGGUUCCCCAGUCUCAGGCAGAGGUUGUUGCCUCUAGGGCCACUUCUCCAGAGGCCGAGUCCCUGCUGGCCGUGAGCGCUCCAGAGAACAUCGAUGACUUUGAGCGCAGGUCCGAGGCGGCUACUGCACAGCUUGAGGCCAACGGCUCAAAUGGGAACUCUCAAGAUCUGAUCCAAUCCAUUGAGACACAGCAGCAGGCUGAAGAUCUAGCGGUAGAUCCGCCCAACGUUCGGAGGACCGUGGACGCCGCAUCUUCUAAGAAGGUGACGCAGGCUGCUGUCUAUAUCGAUCUCACAUCUCCGUCCCCGCCGCCAGUUCACGCUUCUCUAGCAGGAGAAACCCAUAAGCCUGCCCGCCUUCCCGUCGACGAUGGGCCAGCGUCUGGCGCUCAAAAGCUUCCCGAGCAAGUCUUAUCAGCGAACAAGGCGCGUGCCGAAUACUCUCGGCAACUUCGUCAGCAGACUGCAGCUCAGACUCAAGCUCUGCUGCGUGCUCCCUCCCAAGCCCUGCAUUCUCGACCUCCUGCAGCAGAUCUAGCAGGCCUUAAUGGUGUGGACAACUGGCCAGAAUAUGCUGACGGCUCUAACUACAUCCCCAAAGAUGCCGUAGACAAUACCUCGCCUUUCCAAGCCGUGUCUACACAACUGGGUCAUCAAGAGCAGGCCCAACUGCAUCCGUAUCAGGCUCCCUACCAAGCGGAAGUCCCACGGUUGAACAUGGGUUCAAAUCCUACGACUGCCUCCCAGCCGCGUCUGCGGCCGAACAAUGAUGGCUUUCCUCCGCAGCCCCAACCGGCAUACAACUCAGAGCCGCGCUACAAUAAAGUGCAGAACCACAUGGCCUCAAGCCGUGCUUACCCCGGUUCUCCAGCACCGCAGUUGCUGCAAGGCACUCCCCAAAACCCGCAACCGAGCUACCUCAACAUCAAAGGCCAAAACAUGCAGCCGAACGGACGCCAGAUGCAGACUCCGACCCAACCCGGUCAGAUGCCCUACCCAUUCGGAAUAGGGCAACCAAUGGCAUAUCCGAACAAUGGCGCUACAGUGCAACAGCAAGCUCAACCGCACAACGCAGGAUCGUCCCCUUCGGCAGCACCCAAGUUGCAGGUUCCUGAGCCCGACUAUGAGCAGGUGUAUGCCCAGGAGCCACUUCAUGGGCCUCAGUUGCGAUCACCGUACAUUCGGCAGCCACAGAUGCAGAAUGACGAUUAUGGACUGAUGGACCCAUUCGGCUACGGAAAUCCUCAGGAGUAUCCUUACCAGCAACUCCCAACGCCGGUGCCGCAUGUCUAUGGGCAGAUGCCACCGGCUUAUGGACAAGAAUACGGGUAUGGACCCUUUAGCGGUCCUCAAGAUCUCCCGGCACCGGAUGCUGCCGACAUGUUCUAUUCGGCGCCUUACCAGCUUGGUACCCCGCAGAUGCAACCUUCCCCCUAUAUGAACAAUGGGUUGCAGCAAAUGGGUGCCUACAACGGCUAUGGACAGCAGGUCGAGCAGAGCAGGAAGCGAGGACGCGAAGAUGAUGCCACGGAAAAGGAAGGUGCAAAGAAGGCCAAGCGGUAUGGGGUGGCUUUCUAG